AUGGAGGAAAGCGGGGCCACCGUCGAGGCCACCGAAGUCGACAACGAGACCCUGAACCAGUUAAACGCCCACUUCCUGGCGACGGCCGCGAAGGGGAUGGUGGCCGACGUGAAGACGGAGCAGGAAUGCCACGACUUCAACUACCAACUCAUCCAAGAGGUCAAGAAACGCCCCUGCCUCUACGACAUGAACGACGACACCUAUAAUAACAACACGAUGCGCGCGGCAAUGUGGGCUGAAAUUGGGCAGCGCUUCAGCACAUCCCCCGACUUCGUGAAGACGCGCUGGAAGACGAUGCGUGACCGCUACAAGAAGGAGGAGAAGCGCUGGAAGGCGGGCAAGCUGACGGCGUGGACCUUUUUCCAGCACCUCCACUUCAUCUCGCCCUAUCUGCGUGCGCGAUACCCUCACGAUCCGGAGGAGCGAAGCGUUGAUUGUCAACAGUCGGACGAAGAGGGAUCACCGCAACCCACAUUAUUAGACAUCAUCGCCAGCACGACGGCGAUGGCCGAAGAGGCGACGGUGAAGGCGGACGGCCCGGCGCGGAAGCGCGUCAAGUACGAGGAGAAGGAGGAACGACCCGAUACCUCGGUCCCUUCCCCCCUAUCCAUCAACACCGCCUCAUCCCCAUCGGCAACCACCGCCGGCCAGUCCACCCCGGUGUCGAUGGGCUCUUCCGCCGGCACGAUGCAACCGUACGUCAAAACCGAGCACAACUCCUCCUGCUCAUCCUCCGCCCUGGCCCCGCCCACCUGGAAUCGACUGCAGGACGAGGGGGCUGAAAUGUUCGGGCACAUGGUGGCGAUGAAGCUGGCGACGAUGCCGCCAAAGUUGCGCGAGAAGACGAAGAUCCGCCUCCUCACCGUCAUGUUCGAGAUGGAAUUCGGGAGCGACGCCCCAUUUUUACAAGGCAUAGUUCUCAACUCGAAAUCAGGCCAACGAUCCCGGGGGGAAACAGACUUCUUGCAGACGUCCGCCCAGCUACAGAAGAUGCACUCCGUUCACGAGCCCCAUGUCCCGUUCACGCUUCCGAUGAACGAGCCCCCAAUCCCGGGCUCCGUCAUCGAGGUCCACGGCCACCACAAGCAUCACGAGGUGUUCGUCGUCGAGCUGCUCUCCGGGCCGCACGUCGUGCUCCACCUUUCCUUCCGCUUCCACCCCCACGAGCUGGUGCUCAACUCGUCGGCCCACGGCAACUGGGCCCAUGAGGAGAAGACGCACAACCCGGUGCCCAAGCACGACCAUCACUUCACCCUGAAGAUCAAGGUCCAGACCACGCACUAUGAUAUCGAGGUUGACGGCCACCACGUCGCCACCUUCAACCACCGCUACCCGUUCGCCACCGUCCAGGCGCUCGGCGUCCACGGUGACGUUCACAUCAAGGACGUCCACUUCCAAGGAUUCCACUUCCAGAACCAAUGGGGCAACCAGCACGAGUUUGGCCACGGCGGCUACCAAGCCUACGGCACCCCCAGCUACGUGCCCCCAGUUUUCCAGGACAACCACCCCCACAACACUCACUACGAUCCCUACCGC
Messenger RNA from Mesorhabditis spiculigera, 1536 nucleotides. NCBI's taxonomy places the organism in Eukaryota, Metazoa, Nematoda, Chromadorea, Rhabditida, Rhabditidae. The record is from the annotation of a GenBank genome assembly.